AUGUGGCGAGGCAUUGUCCCGAGGAUUCUCUUCAUUGCCGCCAGUUGCGUAUUGCUUAUCUCGCUUUACCUGUUCUUCCCUUCAGCCUCCCUCACAACCACAACAACCCAAGUACAAAGUUCCAAAAACACGCAAGAAGGUGCCAAGACUUCAGUUCACACUACUCCAACAACGACAACCACCCACCCUGACGAACCGAUCCGUGCUUGCUUUGUCAUUCUUGUUCGCAAUCGCGAGUUGGACGGCAUCGUUUCCACUAUUCGACAAGUCGAAGACCGCUUCAACAAAAAGUUCAAUUAUCCUUAUGUCUUUUUGAACGACGAUGACUUUACCGAAGAGUUCAAGCAAAGGACAUCAGAAUUGACCCAAGCAGAGACUCGCUAUGGCAAAGUGGAUGAACAAAUGUGGGGGUAUCCAAGCUACAUCAAUCAAACUUUGGCAGCUGAGAACCGUGAAGAAAUGGCUCGAUUGGGUAUCCCUUACGCUGACAGUGAGAGUUAUCGCCAUAUGUGCAGAUUCCAAAGCGGUUUCUUUUUCCGUCAUCCUUUCCUUGACGAUUUCGAUUGGUAUUGGCGUCUUGAACCUGAUGUGGAUUAUCAUUGUGAUUUGGAUUAUGAUGUAUUCAAGUAUAUGCGUGAUAAUGGCAAGAAAUAUGGCUUUACAAUUGCAUUCAAAGAAUUUGGAGCUACCGUAUCAAGUCUUUGGAAAACGGUGUUGGAUUUUGAAAAGGCACAUCCUGAGGUUGUUGAACAUUCACCAGCCAAGCAAGAUUCUCUUUGGCGCUUUGUGACCGAUGAUAAUGGCCAAUCCUACAACCUUUGCCAUUUUUGGACCAACUUUGAAAUUGCCUCGCUUGAUCUAUGGCGGAGCAACGACUAUCUAAAGUUCUUUCACUACUUGGACAGAUCAGGAGGAUUCUUUUAUGAGCGAUGGGGAGAUGCUCCGGUUCACUCUAUUGCUGCUGCUAUGCUCUUACGCAAAGAUGAAUUCCACUUUUUCAAUGAUAUCGGUUAUCGGCAUACGGCAUACACACAUUGUCCAGUGGAGCCUGAAUAUCGCAACAAGUGCUCAUGCGAUCCUGCAAGUAAUUUUGACUAUGAUCCUGGACUCAGUUGCUAUACGACGUACAAGGCAGCCAUCGAGGGCCAAUGA
This is a messenger RNA of Lichtheimia ornata, 1152 nucleotides long. RefSeq lists its product as uncharacterized. Gene Ontology annotation, cellular component: Golgi apparatus; membrane. Bases 1 to 1152 code for a protein of 383 amino acids. NCBI's taxonomy places the organism in Eukaryota, Fungi, Mucoromycota, Mucoromycetes, Mucorales, Lichtheimiaceae. The transcript is spliced from 6 exons. Gene Ontology annotation, molecular function: alpha-1,2-mannosyltransferase activity. Gene Ontology annotation, biological process: cell wall mannoprotein biosynthetic process; protein O-linked glycosylation; protein N-linked glycosylation. The record is from RefSeq and is a predicted model, not a curated record.